Molecule: messenger RNA, 456 nt
Organism: Tetrahymena thermophila SB210
Lineage: Eukaryota; Ciliophora; Oligohymenophorea; Hymenostomatida; Tetrahymenidae
Product: transmembrane protein, putative
Exons: 1
Source: RefSeq, a predicted model, not a curated record
CAAAAAUUUAAGGAUUCUCAAUAACUUUAAAAAAAAUUAAAAUUUAUAUUGAAUGUGAUAUUUGCUUCUUUUUAUAUAUUUAUUAAUUUGGCAUAAAACGAUCUAUAGUAUAAGUUUACGAUCAUAACAGGAUCUUUGGCUGGAUUUUUUAUCAUAUACUUAGUACCUUACAAAUUAUAAUUCAGGAAAUAGGAGUUUGUUAAAAAAUUAAUAUUUAAAAGGAAAAACAUAAAUGUUUCAGGUCUUUUUAAUUCUAUGGAAGAAUGUCAAGAAGUGGAUAAAUCUUUAUGUCAAAGUUAAUUAAAUAUUGAAAAAUAUAAUUAAAAAAAAUAGAUUGAAAUUAUUAAAAAACCUUUUAUAAAAGAAGCUAAUGUUUAUGACAAGAUCAUACUAUUAUUUGGUUUCUUUAUAAGUAUGUAUGGAAUAUUUAGCUUUAUAUAUUUUAUUAUUAAUUGA